GGAAGUGAGGACUCAGUCGCGUCAUCACAAUGCUUAGUAAACAGUGUUCCUGAGACGUAACAGUGUUUUUGGUGCUUUGAGACCACAUGUGACAGCAUGGUCCGAUGCUUCCUCAUCCACACCGUCUGUCCGCUCAGUGCGCUCGGUGCUGGGGAGGCUCGGGUGCUCUACUCCCGGGUCUUCGGUCCGGAUGAGGGCCUGUUGACCGACCAGGACGGAGGACUCAGCCCGGAGGAGAGGAGACUGCUGCAGAAGGAGAAGGUCGCUGUGGUGGCGAGGCAGGUCCGGAGCGCCGUCUCUCUGUCCCGGGAUGCUUCGGGUCGGCUGCUGGUGGAGGCGGUCCCCGGCGAGGAGGCGCUCGCCCUGCAGGAGGCCGACAGCGGCGUGGUGCGUUUGAGGGCCGGAGACCCCUUCUCUGAGGAGAUGAGCGCUCUGUGGAUGGGCGUCCAGAGUCUGGGCUUCACGCUGGUCUGCGAGCCCCACGAGAACCUCCUGCUGGCCGAGGGAACGCUGCGCAACCUGACCCGACACUGCCUGGAGACCCUGCACAUGCUGGGGCAGGGCAGCGAGGUCCUUCUGAGGAGCAACCGCAUCGAUGCUCUGCUCAGCCGCCUGCUUCCUCACGGGCAGCUCCUCUUCCUCAACCACCGCUUCGCCCAGAGUCUGGAGAAGGAAGUGGCCGCUUACAUGGCCAAGUGAUGCAGAGCUGGUUGAGCUCGGUUACUGCUGUCUCUCCGGACACCGGCAGCUGCUGGUUUGUGAUUGCAUGAGGUGGCAAACACAUGGAGAGGUAAAUAUCUCCCUCAGCCACUUGCAGCUCACUGUUGACUGUUUACUGUGUGGGAGGCUUCAGUUCAAAUCCUGUUUGUCAAAUUGAAGAGUGGAAAAGGAAAAAAUGUGGCAGAUUAGAGAGUGCAGCUGAAGAGGCUAGUUAAAAACCUACACGUCAACAUCAGAGACGGGCCAUUUAUCUGAUUCACCGUACUUUAAAUGUCACAGUGUGACCUUGAGGAACCAGACUUCACCUCUUCUUUUUCUGAAAUCUGAGCGUGUAAAUGAAUCUGAGAGUGCUGUGUGUUCUCACCGUGACUUCUAAUGCACCUUUUGUUCCCGAAGAGUGGGAGGAAACCGCCGUUUGUUUUUGCGCGGUACAAAGUAUGAUUCAGCGCUUAGCAACAAACGGCGAAGAAAGAUCAGAGUCAGACCUUUUUAAUGUCAUUUUGAACCAAAAAUGUCAUCGUUGUUGAGACAUUUAGAACAAUAAAAAAGGCAGGAAGUGACAUUAAAUAUUAUAAAAAAAACAAAAUGGAAGAUAUGUAGGAGAUAUGAGGAGCUACAACAGAAACAUCCAGACUCAACAAACAACAUGUAAUCCUGUACCUUGUGAACAUCUGUACCUCCGACUGUGGCCCCCCGUGAAGACAGACUCUUCUGCUCCUCCUCCAGGCCACGUAAACACCUCCCCGUUUUUAUUUUUUUUCCUGCUGGCAGCCAAAAUCCCAUAAACCAGAGCUGUUUGAAAAAAAAUCUGUCUGGAUGCCAACAUCAAUUGCUUUGAUCUUCUCCUUUUUUAU
Molecule: messenger RNA, 1574 nt
Organism: Anoplopoma fimbria (sablefish)
Lineage: Eukaryota; Metazoa; Chordata; Actinopteri; Perciformes; Anoplopomatidae
Gene: ap5s1
Product: adaptor related protein complex 5 subunit sigma 1
Exons: 3
Coding region: 97-699 (200 amino acids)
Biological process (GO): double-strand break repair via homologous recombination; endosomal transport
Cellular component (GO): cytosol; AP-type membrane coat adaptor complex; lysosome
Source: RefSeq, a predicted model, not a curated record